GAAAUGCCAAAGACAGGGGGUAAAGUACCCACCCGAUCAUAUGGGCAGAUUAUUGAGUUGGAGUUGAUAGAAGAUCUGAAGAAAGUGCACAAACCUAAGAAGCAGUUUGCUUAUCAGAUAGAUGUCACGUGGACUGAUAGUUCCACACGUAGAGUUUACAGGUCCUAUGAUCAGUUGUACGAGCUUUACUGUUCGUUAACUGCUAUCACUAAAGACGGUGGCAUGGUUAAACUUCCUGGUCGCCAAAUAUUCGAGCGCUCAACUACAGAAAGCUUUGCUCUGAAGCACCUUCCUCAUAUAAAGCACUUUGUUGAUUCACUUCUCAGUAUUCCCACUUUCAUGCAGCAGAGUGAUCCGUUCCUUUGGUUUUGGGAGCCAAGUGUGGAUGAUUUGAAGAUAUUUGACAUUGAUAGGACGAUAGAAAAUAACCCUAAAUACCCGCAACCCUCCGCUACUGUGCUGAAAGGAGGAACUGUGAUCGUUAAUGAAGAUGAACAGGAUUACAUUUGUGUGUGUACUGCACUUAAUCUGUUCUCAGGCACUAUGCCACCUGAACAUCAAGAUGAGAAGGGGCUGUCUGUUAAAGAAGGGGAUGUGAUAUAUGUACUGAGAAUGUCAAACUGUCCGUCUGGAUUCUGGCAGGUGAGGAACGUGUUUGGAAGUGAGGGUCUAGUGCCAAUAACCUCACUCCGAGUGGAUCAGGACAUUUUGCAGCGCAAAAAGAGGCGCUCUCAACGAGUCCAGCAACAGAAGCGUCUAGAUAUGAUCAAAUCUGCAGACAACCUAGCUGACAGAUCUAUGAGACUACAGCAGCAAAAACGACUGGAGAUGAUCAAAUCAGCGGGUAAGAAUUCUAAGUUUUGA
Messenger RNA from Bolinopsis microptera, 864 nucleotides. Its product is annotated as SH3 and PX domain-containing protein 2B-like. Gene Ontology annotation, molecular function: phosphatidylinositol binding; protein binding; superoxide-generating NADPH oxidase activator activity. Bases 4 to 864 code for a protein of 286 amino acids. The record is from RefSeq and is a predicted model, not a curated record. Gene Ontology annotation, biological process: superoxide anion generation. Gene Ontology annotation, cellular component: cytoplasm. The transcript has 8 exons. NCBI's taxonomy places the organism in Eukaryota, Metazoa, Ctenophora, Tentaculata, Lobata, Bolinopsidae.